UACAAGCUUACAAGUUUCAUCUAUGGUUUAAUCUGCUUUCUUUUCUAAACAAGAAGGUACUUAUAUGCUUACCACUUGCGUUGUUACUUACCAAAGGUACUUUAAUCCUUGUUCUCAUUCACUUGGGGACUCAGAAGCCAAAGCCAUGAAAUCAUAUUAUAUUGCAGCCUUGGUUGUUUUCUUCUUCAAUUGGUGCUAUAUUGGAAAGGCUGCUAAUGGUCAAGGGUCGGGAGCUUCUUUUAUCUUUGGCGAUUCUCUAGUUGAUGCAGGGAACAAUAACUUUUUACGAACGUUGUCUAAGGCAAAUAUCCAACCUAAUGGAAUUGAUUUCAAAGCAUCCGGAGGAAAUCCUACCGGCCGGUAUACAAAUGGUAGAACCAUAGGUGAUAUCAUAGGAGAUGAAUUGGGACAACCAAACUAUGCAGUCCCAUAUUUGGCCCCAAAUUCCACUGGGAACGCUAUAUUACAUGGUGUGAAUUAUGCAUCAGGAGGAGGAGGAAUUAUGAAUGCAACUGGAAAAAUAUUUGUUAAUCGGCUUGGAUUGGAUAUCCAAAUUGAUUAUUUCAACAUUACUAGAAAACAGAUUGACAGCUUGUUGGGUCCAUCAAAGGCCAGAGAUUUCAUAAUGAAGACUUCAAUUUUUUCAGUCACAAUUGGAGCAAAUGAUUUCCUAAACAAUUAUCUUCUACCUGUCCUCUCCAUUGGGGCAAGACUUUCUGAAAGCCCAGAUGCUUUUAUUAAUGACAUGCUCACUCACUUCAGGGGCCAACUUACUAGGCUAUACCAGCUAGAUGCUCGAAAGUUUGUCAUUGGGAACGUUGGACCGAUAGGCUGCAUACCUUAUCAAAGGACAAUCAAUCAAUUAAACGAAGACGAAUGUGUGGAAUUACCCAACAAGCUAGCACUUCAAUACAAUGCUAAGUUGAAGGAUUUGCUCACUGAAUUAAACGAAAACCUCCCAGGAGCUACAUUUGUUCUUGCAAAUGUGUAUGAUUUGGUGUUGGACGUAAUCACAAACUAUAAGAAGUAUGGAUUUACAACUUCAAGUAAAGCAUGUUGUGGAAAUGGGGGCCGGUAUGCGGGAAUCAUUCCAUGCGGACCCACGUCUAGUUUGUGCUCGGAUCACUCCUCACAUGUGUUCUGGGAUCCUUAUCAUCCGAGUGAAGCUACCAACCUUAUCAUCGCCAAGAAAUUGCUCGAUGGAGACACAAAAAUCAUCUCACCUAUGAAUCUUAGACAACUUCGAGAUCUCUAAUUUUCAUAUCCAUGAAAUUAAUGGUGUCCACUCAUUUGUACUAUGUCCUUUGAAUAAUACCCAAUAUCUUGUUUGAAUUAUUGCUCUUGUAUCAAAUAAAGUUUACAAAAGACAAGCUCUUUUUUCUUACUUAA
Quercus robur (English oak) is the source of this 1389-nucleotide messenger RNA. Its product is annotated as GDSL esterase/lipase At2g23540-like. The coding region runs from base 65 to 1255 and encodes 396 amino acids. The transcript has 6 exons. Gene Ontology annotation, molecular function: hydrolase activity, acting on ester bonds. NCBI's taxonomy places the organism in Eukaryota, Viridiplantae, Streptophyta, Magnoliopsida, Fagales, Fagaceae. The record is from RefSeq and is a predicted model, not a curated record.